AUGGAGUCAUCUGGGGAGAAGAUGCCGUGCACGGGUGACACGCGAACCUCUCAUUGACACGUUAUUUUAAAUUUACCAAAGCAAACCUAUUUCGUAUGGUUAACUUCGUAUGCCUGCGAAUUCACUGAUCUUCCCUAUGUCAUUCAGGAUAUUUUCAUUACAGGGGGCGCAACUGAUGGAUACAUGCGUCAUUUCUAUCUCCCGGCGCAAUGAGAUAACUGUAUAACUAAACGACUGACACCAGCUAUGGGAAAAGGUCUUACCGUUUGGGGAAUGUAACGUGUUAGCUAAACCAACACACGAGAGACCUAAAUUGACAACGAGGAUAAUGCUUAUGAGCCCAGUACAAUCAAUCUUCAGCCGUGUGGAAUAACUCUUCGAUUUUUUAUUUCCUUCUGGGUUCGUGUUGCACGUAUAAUUGCAAACACACAUAUCGAAACUGACUAAAGCUGACCGGCUUGGUUUGUAAUGUGUUGAGACAGUGCUGGAGGAACACACGGUGUUGUAUUAAGUACCGUCCUUUAUUUGAAGAAAGGACGGUCAAACCAUCGACGGAAACUGUUUUUCAUAUUUUUUUUCUCGAGUGGCAAGUCAACAGCGCAAUUGCUUAAGUACACCGAGACACAACCACGAGAGACAGCGUUCCUCAGGUGAGCUGUGCGUGGUGAAUACCGUCCGCUGAAUACCUGGCUCAGUUGCCAGUGCCAAAAUGGCGAAGUUUGCCCCUCCGUCAGCGAUUCACUUCACCAUAAACAACAACGAGCAGCAACCGGAGGGUAAUCCACUGGAAAACAAACAGGAACAAGAACUCAUAGAGUGCUACAAAAAGACACUGGCCAAUGGUGAUUUUUUGGUUUUACAGGUGGCAGAGAAUAAUGGCUUCUUAUUUGCGCUUAACGACGCUCGCCUGCAGAUUUUCCGCAAACUCGAGGCCGAGGGCGAGUGUUCUUUGGUGAAACUGGACAUAAUUCCGCUCAGUGAGAUCCCCGAGGAAGUACGAAAAAACAUGCUAGUCAAAGAUCAUCUGGCUAAUGGAUACAGACGGUUGUCUCCCCCUGCCGAGGAGCAUCAUGGGAUAGACUCAGACGACGAUGUGGACAACGUGGAUGUUUCUGACCAUUCAACAGACACAAGCGACUCUGAUUGGAGUGAUGACUACGUGGCCAGCAGCGACAGUGACUACGGCACACACAGACACAGACAGCGGGACUUCAAAGACGAACGUGAUGACGGAGGAUCAUCGGGCGACGAAAGAGAGGCUCUUUUAUAAAGUGGCAUUAAAUGACAACAAAGAAAUAAGAGUACUUUGUUUCCUAGACCUCAUUCCAAUCUUACUAAAAAAAAAAAAAAAACAAUUAAAGAGAUCAAAUGCACUGGAGUGUUUUUAUAGAAUGAGGAUUUGGGAUUGUAGUACCUCAGCAGGACUUUGGCGUUUGAGAGAUGUCUCGCUGGAAGAGGAGAUAAAAAAGGAUUGGCAAUCGUACUGUACACUGCCAUCGCUGCAAAUACUCUACGCACAACGGGUUUUUGCUAUUUACACUAUUUCAUAAAGUCAAAAGCAGGUUCACAUUAGACAAUUAAGCACCAUGGCAGCCAGCAGACGACUGUUCUAUCCUUUGCUAUUUUCAACGUUAAGAUAAGAAGUAAGAUGACUAACUUCAGGAAACUGUCCACCAGAGAUAAAGAGCUGCGGUUACAGAGGUGCCUAGAAGGCUUGGCGCAGAGGGACAUGGGUUUUCAUUUUUCUAAUGUGAAACCUGAUUGUGCUUUGCAUAUAUAAACGUUACAGAUGUUCCUUUAAUCGGAUUCUUAAUGUCUCUCGUAGGAAGGACUUACUACAACCUAUGGGUUAAUGAGUUUGCUGGACGCCAAAGUUGCUUAUGAUAAGUAACAAAUGUCGGUAGAUCGUUAGGUUAAACAAAAAUCAUGCUGGCGAAAAAUUAAAUUGUAUUAAAGAGACUUAACCUUCUUUUAUUUAUGACGUUUCUCCCCUUCAUCAAGCUUUCAAAAUCUUAAAAAAUACUAUUUAAAACGACGGAAAAACCAUUUCCAUCUAAGGAUUUUGUUGCGAUUCUGAUCCCAAUAACUCCGUAAAGCUCAUGACAAUCCAUAUGGGAUAUUCAAAAAUAAAUCAGAUAGUCUACAUGGAUUACAUACAUGGACUAACUUAGAAAGACCGUACACGGAUAUUUGGCACGUGUGAAUACAAUUUACUUGUUCUUAUCGAUCGU
Messenger RNA from Lingula anatina, 2231 nucleotides. RefSeq lists its product as uncharacterized. The record is from RefSeq and is a predicted model, not a curated record. Lineage: Eukaryota; Metazoa; Brachiopoda; Lingulata; Lingulida; Lingulidae.